Suillus subaureus is the source of this 411-nucleotide messenger RNA. RefSeq lists its product as uncharacterized. The transcript is spliced from 2 exons. The record is from RefSeq and is a predicted model, not a curated record. NCBI's taxonomy places the organism in Eukaryota, Fungi, Basidiomycota, Agaricomycetes, Boletales, Suillaceae. The coding region runs from base 120 to 377 and encodes 85 amino acids.
CUAAGUUGGAAAAAGCUGCAUUGGCACGGGCUCUCAAGUCUCUUGCGGCUCUGCAAGAUCUUCACAAGGCUGCCUGCAAACUCGAGGCCAGAGCAGAGGCUACCCACUACAAGUCACUUAUGACCGCUCAGAAAGCUGAGAGCACGUUCCUUGAAGCAAGGGCUCGUGCUGAGGAGGAGCAUGCGCGAUGGGAGGGCAAGAGAGCGGAGGUCAAGGCUCAAGAGGAACGCUUGGAAGCGGAGAGGGAGACUGUAAGGGAGAUGGAGGACCGUAUGGCAGAAUGCGCCCGCGAGGUCGAAAAUUUGAGAAUCCUGAAGGCUACAGACGAGAGAGAAAGGGAAGUCAAGAUGGCGGAGAUGUUGAGAAAGAAAACAUAACGCAAGGUAUUUUUCACGUCUAUCAUAUUCACUG